UGCAGUAAGUGUCCAACUUUGUACUGCAUUCUAAUUCUGCCAUGAGUAGCGAGAAAAUGGAGGACAAUCCCAUGAUUUUCACUGUGUGCUUUUCAUGAGAGGACAUCGAAAAGCGAUCCUUUGGCAACAAAACAUCAGAUACAUAGUUUACAACUUUACUCAAGUCUAAACCAGUUCUUGGAUUAAGUUACCACUUAAAAUCACAUGCAAAGAUGCAUACCAGACUGGAAUGGAACAAGCAUGCAGAUGUAACCCCUCACAUGUCUUGGGAGGAAGGGGAGUUUGAGCCCUGAAAGGGGUACUGGGAUGUGUGUAGGCCAGCAGGAGCCAGAGCCAAAGAGGCAGCAGCAAUAAAGACGAGCAACAACAGGAAUUCUAAUCUUCCCUCACAUCUUUCCCACUGCAGGCUGUUAUAUAUUCAACUCAGAACUGAGUGUGAUUUGUUGUGAAGUGUUUGUGAGUACUUGGCUUUUGAAUCCGUGCCAGCCAGACCAGGUCAGGUUCACUCAUGAGGCCCAAGACCUUCCCUGCCGCCCCAUAUGUGGGCAACACCCGCCAGCGUCUGCAGGAAAUCAAGGAGGGACUGAAACAGCCAGCAAAGCUGGUGAGCCAGGCGCUUCAUGGAGGCAGUGCAAGAGGGGACGGGGGCAGAGGGGGUGAUUCUAAGGGCAAAGACCAAGCUGGUAGGCAACAGCAGCUCCGGCAGCCCCAGAAGUUCAACAACUACCAAAACGCCCUACGAGAGAUCCGCAAGUCUCUGAUGCCCUUUGCCAAUGAGUCGGGUCCAGGAUCCAGUUCAGUGCACCCUGGUGAAGUCAACAGACAGAUGCUACAGGAGCUUGUCAAUGCUGGUUGUGAUCAGGAAAUGGCAGUGCGUGCCCUGAAACAGACUGGCAGCCGUAACAUUGAGGCAGCAUUGGAGUACAUAAGUAAAAUGGGUUACCUGGAUCCACACAAUGAACAGAUUGUACGUGUCAUCAAACAGACUUCACCAGGAAAAGGUGGUAUGCAAAAUUUGAUGGACCACAGAUCAGCAAUGGAGGGUACAGGGGAAGCUGCCAUGGCCCCAUAUCACCAAAUGGGGGCACCACUAUAUGAAGGAGCUAGUUAUGGGGCUGAUGGUGAGAUGGCUCGAGCAUUCAUGGGUGGACCACCUGUUAUGAACUACAUGUCGUCUGCCAACUCUUCACAGGGUCCUGCCAUGGGAAACCCAAUGGGUCGUCCUGCCAGUAUGGGUGCCUACUCCACAGGCAUGGCUGCUCAAAAUAACCCGGGGAACCCUAUGUAUACUGCUAGUCCAGCCCAGCAAAAAGGCUACCCAGGUGGGAUGGACCAGUCCAUGAUGGGCUACAGUGUGCCUGGACCACCCAUGCAACUUCAGUCACAGCCUACGGGAGGACCUGGCCCUCAUUAUGACUAUAGGCCUCAUAUGAUGGAACCUUCCAGCUAUGGAAUCAAACGGAGUGCUUCCUUCCAGAAUAAGAUGCCUUCACUCUCACCAGACAACUAUGUUACUAUGCCAAGCAAAGGAGCAAUGGGCCAAAAUGGUGGUGGCUACACUCCCAACUUAUAUCUGGCACCACAUUCGCACCCACGCCAGGCCAGCCCCACCUCACACCAGGUUCACAUGAUGCCACGUCCCUCUGGUGUGGCCACAGCAGCAAUAGGUGCUGAAUUCUCAGAUGUUCCUCAAGGUCUUCUCACUCCUUCCAGGGCUAGUCUGAACCUUGACCUGUAUGAGCAUCACUGGCCAGGUGCCCAAGUUCCUGAUGGGGCUCCUCCAGCUAGGCAGCCACAGGGGCCCUUUAGAGGGGAGGUACGUGUCCCAAGUAGAACCAAUUCUUUCAACAACCACCAAAAGGUCACUGUGAGGCAGGCGUUGCCUCCAACAGCAAGUGUUGCUGGCAAGCAGGAGGCAUCUUUGGGCCCACCUAACACAAUCACUGCAGUGACAUCUCCACCAAUCCAGCCACCUGUUAAGAGUAUACGGGUCAUGAGGCCCGAGCCAAAGACGGCAGUGGGGCCGUGCCACCCUGGCUGGCUAAGUGCACAAGCCCAAGAAGCAGCUGAGUCUCAUGGUUAUAUGCCAGAUGAGACUUUUACCUUGGAGCCUAACCAAGAACACCGCUGCCCUCCUCCACCUUACCCCAAAACACUGUUACUUCCUGGAUCUGGACCUGAGCCUGCAUCGCUUGAGUCUGGAGCCAUGGGUGGACUUCCAGAUGUCAUUGCUACAAGUAUAACUGCCCAGAGUGCCUCAGCAGGAAAGCAGGAGGAACCUGUCUCCAAAGACAAAGUGAAGGCAGGCAAAGGAGAGAAGACUGUGAAAGAUAAGAAGCAGAUCCAGACCUCACCGGUGCCUGUGCGAAAGAAUGCCCGAGAUGAAGAGAAGAGGGAGUCACGAAUCAAGAGUUACUCUCCCUUCGCUUUCAAGUUCUACAUGGAGCAGCAUGUGGAGAAUGUGAUGAAGACCUACCAGCAGAAACUCAAUCGCAGGAUGCAGCUGGAGCAAGAGAUGUCCAAGGCUGGCCUAUCAGAGGUAGAGCAGGAACAGAUGAGGAAGAUGCUGUACCAGAAGGAAUCCAAUUAUAAUCGACUACGACGUGCCAAGAUGGACAAAUCUAUGUUCGUCAAAAUCAAGACGCUUGGCAUUGGGGCCUUUGGUGAGGUGUGUCUUACACGCAAAGUGGACACAGGAGCUCUCUAUGCCAUGAAGACUCUACGAAAGAAAGAUGUUUUGAACCGGAACCAAGUAGCCCAUGUGAAAGCAGAACGGGACAUCUUGGCAGAAGCCGACAAUGAGUGGGUAGUCAGGUUGUACUACUCAUUCCAGGACCGAGAUAGCCUGUACUUUGUCAUGGAUUACAUUCCUGGAGGAGAUAUGAUGAGCCUGCUGAUCCGGAUGGGGGUUUUCCCAGAGCCCUUAGCCAGGUUCUAUGUGGCAGAACUGACGCUAGCUAUUGAGAGUGUGCACAAAAUGGGCUUCAUUCACAGAGAUAUCAAGCCAGACAACAUUCUCAUUGACCUGGAUGGACACAUCAAACUGACUGACUUUGGUCUGUGUACUGGGUUCCGUUGGACUCACAACUCAAAGUAUUACCAAAAAGGUAACCAUAUCCGGCAGGAUAGUAUGGAACCAAGUGACUUUUGGGAUGAUGUGUCUAACUGCCGUUGUGGUGACCGCCUGAUGACUUUGGAACAGCGGGCGACUCGACAGCACCAGCGUUGCCUGGCACACUCUCUGGUGGGCACUCCUAACUAUAUCGCCCCUGAGGUGCUUCUGCGCAAAGGCUAUACACAGCUGUGUGACUGGUGGAGUGUAGGAGUAAUCUUGUUUGAGAUGCUGGUUGGCCAACCCCCCUUUCUUGCUCCAACCCCAACAGAGACGCAGCUUAAGGUGAUAAACUGGGAGAACACUCUUCAGGUGCCUCCACAAGUGAAGCUGAGCCCUGAGGCAGUUGACAUCAUUGGUCGGCUCUGCUGCUCAGCUGAAGAGCGUUUAGGGGGCAACGGGGCUGGAGAGAUAAAAGCUCACCCAUUCUUUUCUGAGAUGGAUUUUUCCAGCAAUCUUCGUACACAGCCUGCCCCCUACCGACCCAAGAUCGCCCACCCCAUGGAUACAUCCAACUUUGAUCCUGUGGAGGAGGAGGGAGGUCCAGGAGCCUGGAGCGAUAGUGGGGACAGUACCCGCACUUGGGACACUCUUUGUUCUCCUCAUGGCAAACACCCUGAGCAUGCCUUCUACGAGUUCACUUUCCGCAGGUUUUUUGAUGAUAAUGGCUGUCCAUUCCGUUAUCCCAAGCCCCUUGAGAUGACACAAGACCUGUUCUGCAGUGGUGGGGCAAAUAGCUUGAAGUCUGAGUUGGAGGAGGAAGAGAUUCGUGAAGAGGAAGAACAAGGGGAAGGGUGUGAGCCAGUUUAUGUGUGAGACUGUUAAAGUGAGUGUUCAUGCUGCUCUGCCUUUACCCAUACAGGGCCUUACCAGUUAACACGCUGCAUCUCCUACCCUUCCUAUAAGCCCUACUUUCUCUUCAGGGACAUGGAAAACAACAGAAAUGGAGUGCACCAAGUUCCAUGUGAAAUGUUUUUAUUCCUCCAAAAUCAUUAUGCAGUAUCCUUUGCCUGACUGAAGCUCUGACCUGGGACCAAGGAAGUGCGCAAGAUAUAAAGCAAGAUAUAGUCCAGGGGAUGUUGGUGUGAUUGAUAAAUUAAGAGAUGUGUAGCUGCUGCUCUGUGGUUUGUCAGUCAAACCACUCUACUCUUGUAUUUAGUGUGAUCUGUCAAUGGAGCCCCAUUCCUUUAUUCCUUUGGGUGAAAAUACCCCAGUGUUACAUUUUAUAUGGUGAUGCUAACACAGCCAUUCCGAAAACCAGAGAGGCCAUGGUGAGGGAACAGAAGAGAGGAUAAUGGUGGUUAGGUUGUGAUUAGGAAAUGAUGUCAUAGAGCAGACAGAUGCAGCAUAAUUCUCCUCCACAGUGCAAUCCCACAACAUGCAAAAACGUUGUCAGUCACUGCUGUGGAGGUUUAUUGACUAUUAUUUUUAAUUACUCAUAAAACCAAUGCAGAAACAUGCUGUCAAAUAUAUAUUUUCUAAUGUUUGGAAAUCAAUAGACAAAUUUUCAGAUAUGGGAUCUCAGCUGAUUUGUCAAAAACAAAACAAAAAUGUAAAGUUUGAGAACAUUUUGUGGUGCCACCAAGUGCCUCAAAGUGACACCGUAAAGAAUCAUGGUUUUUGGAGAUCCAACAUGAUGGACUGAGACAAAGUCACUUCUUUAUAUAUGUUACGUGCUAAGUCAAUCCAAAAGAUCAUGCUAAAUUUGGCAGUUAAAUACACUAAUCACAGUAUUUUGUAAAUAUUACACAGUUAUACUUUUAUAUUUCAUGCCUCAUCAGGUUAAAUGGUGCUCUAAAAAGUGACAAAUAUGGACACAAAAUGUUCUAUAUGUACAGCCAGCACUUCAUGAACAUGGGAUCUUAAAAACUCAUUAUUAAAGGUUUGACCGUAACAUCUGUUAAAUAUUUCAGCAACUAUUACUUGAGCUGAAUAACUGCGUGAUGAAACAUAAGGAAGCAUGAAUGCCAUAAAAAUCUGAUUGUAAUGUUGAAUAUGAAAUUUAAGAGUAAAAGUGACCUAAUUCCUGUUUCUGCUCACUUAGCAACAUUCUGCGAGGUAACAUUUGUGAAUAUAACCAUGUCAUGAUAUGUUGCAGUAUUCAAACAUUUGAAUAUACUUAAGUGUGUUAGUUUAGUUGCCAAAAUAUUGCUUUAUUCAACUAAGAUUUGAAUUUGACACUUAUUUUGCCUGGCAUGAUUGAAUUUGUUGAAAAGCUUUUAUUACAAAACUGUUUCCAGUUCUGUCAUCUGUGGCUUUCAUGUAUAUCUAACACAAAAAUCAUGCACUGUUUUUCGAGUUUUGCUUUCUUAGACUGCCAUAGACAUAAUGGGCAUGCAGCUGGCAAUCUGAAGCAAUGCCAUAACCUUAUAGUUUUUUAUUUUUAACUUAAACCUAACUGAGAAACAGUACAAUAGCAUAACAUCUUUAAAUGCCUCUUAUUGUUUAACUCUUUCUCUGGCUUUAUUCUUUACCUUUUUCUUAAAACAUCUUAAUUGCAUUCAGUUUCAUAAGAUCUUAAGUCAGGGUGGGUUGUUUUUGUUGUGUGUGUUCAUCCUCACUAGAUGUAAUUUUGUCUGUCACCAUCAGUGAACUCAACAAAUUUAACUGAACACUUGUGAAAAAAAUGUUAACAUCAAGGCUGCUGCACCAUCUCAAUGUGUGAUCACUCACUGCACAGUGUUAUAACAAGACAGUCUAUGACUGAAUGUAAAGAAUACUUUUGAGGCAGUUGUAGGAACUCUUUAGAAAACCGUGAAAAAAGCGGCAAAAGAAAAGGCAAACGUAUCUGAUAGUAUGACUAUGUGCAAUACAGAAAAUACAUUAUAUAAUUUUCUAAAUACAACAAAUAGCCUUUAUAAUUUUAAAACUGAAUUAUGCUAUGUAAAAGUAUAUAUUAUAUUGAUUUAUAUAUUUUCAGUAUAGUUUCAUGACCCAAUGCUGCUUAUUAUUACAAUAUAAAGAACAUUAUCAUCAUACUUUCAUUCUCUCUGUGUAUUAAGUGUGGAAUUGAUUGUCAGUGUGAUUGGUCUGGUGUAAGUAAACCGUAUGCCUUCUAAUGAAUGUGUGGGUGUCCACCAUGUGCUGGUCAGUAUUUCAAGAGGAGGUGGAAAUACCUCUUCUUGCUCUCAGGCCGGUCCUGACUGUAAGAGAGAAGGUGUUUUUGGAGGGCUAGCUUGAGAAAGAAAAAAAAGCAAGAAUGAAUGCUUGUCAUUGAGACUGAAGGAGGUUUAUGUGGAUGUCUGGGUAGGAGGGAUAUUAAAACGCAUAUUAUGCAUGGUUUGCUUAGUGAUAAGACUGUGGCAGUUGUUUUGAAUUUCUGCGAUUAUGUCCAUUUAAUAUUGUUAAUAUCUGUUAUCUAAUAAUUUGUUGUGAUUGUGGGUCACUGCACAAAAUGUUCUCUGUAUUAAUUAUAAUCUCGAGCUGACUGACAAUCAUGUCAUUAUGUGCUUGCCUUAGACCAAAUUAAGAUGUCAAGUCAGUUUUGUUAAAUUAUCCCUUACGACCACUGACUGAAAAGCUUUAAAACAACAGUCAAUGAAACCAUUUUGUGUUUUUAUAUAUAAUGUGUGUGCCAGAACGAUCCCUCCUUAAAAGCUAAGUGAAAUUUUAACAAACAUAUUAAGGAGACAACUUAUGUGUGUGCCAUAAAACUUAAAUUGGUAUCAUGCCUUUGAUUGUUGAUUGAUUGAGCUCAGUGGAGUGUGACAGCAAGUGUGGCAGAGGUUUUGCUAACCCAUAUUCAUCAGAAUGGACCACUCAGUGAAAAAGCAUUAGCUUUCAGGAGUCAGGUUUAAGGUUUGAAUGUAAUGUGUGUGAUGUGCUUAGGAUGGAUUCUCUUGUGUUUUACUUUUGAAAGUGUUGACUGACAAUCUUUGACUGUAUUUAGAGUUGUGUGAUGAUUGGAUUUUUUUAUUUUAUUUUUUUUAUGUUUUUGUAUUUUAACAGAUGAAUGGGUUGGGAACUUGGGACUUUUUGACAUUUGUAAUCUUCUAAAUGUAUUAUACAAUACUGUUACUAUUGAACAUAUAUUUAUACAGAUAUACAUAUUUUUUGUAUCCUCAAUUCUUAUUGUUUCUCUUUUCCGAGCUAACUUUUGAACCCCUACAUGUCUACGGUAUUACAGACAGAAUGCAUUUGGAUUUAUAUCUCUUUAUGUGUAUGAAUUGAAAAUGUAUAAGAAAUGCUUUCACUGUCCUCACAUGUAAAUGUAUGUCUAAAUUAAAUUAAACAAAUCAUCCA
Messenger RNA from Myxocyprinus asiaticus (Chinese sucker), 7354 nucleotides. RefSeq names its product serine/threonine-protein kinase LATS2-like. The record is from RefSeq and is a predicted model, not a curated record. Gene Ontology annotation, molecular function: protein binding; ATP binding; protein serine/threonine kinase activity. Gene Ontology annotation, cellular component: spindle pole; nucleus. NCBI's taxonomy places the organism in Eukaryota, Metazoa, Chordata, Actinopteri, Cypriniformes, Catostomidae. The coding region runs from base 509 to 3928 and encodes 1139 amino acids. The transcript is spliced from 9 exons. Gene Ontology annotation, biological process: positive regulation of apoptotic process; regulation of organ growth; hippo signaling.